CACAGCGAAAACGCCCCAUUUUUCUCUUUAAACAUUGUAUUUUUAUGGCUGAAAUACCCUAAAAAUAACCAACACUGCAGUAUUUUCACGCGCUAGCGUAUUUUUGGCAGCGUGGCAAGGUAUCACUGGAGGCCACUGAUACAUUUUAAAUGCACUCACACACGCGCAGCUACGUGUGCCAUCUUGCUUUUUCAUCGGAAAAUUUUCCAGAAAUUACGUCUAAAAAUUACGAAAAAAACUCAAUUAAAUUAAGUGCAAAUUUUUUCCAAACUAAAUCUAAGUAAAAUUAAGUGAAAUAAAUUCGAACAAUUGCAAAAAUUGGCCCAUAAUUGUUAGCUGGAGAAUUUUUUCAAUCAAGCCAAAUGGGUGCGAAGCUGACGACGUAAAAUUUUGUGUGUACCAACGAAAGAGCGGUGAAAACGGACGGCGCAAGAGCGCAAAGAGAGUGAGCGCAUAGAGAGAGCGAAUCAGUGAGUGGCAAGAAGAAGAGAGCGCUGAGAAGAAGCAGCAGCAGAAGGCAACACUCGAAUAACUCGGUGGUGCGCCUGUUGGGGGAAAAAUGAUGGAAAACUACGAGGAAAUUCACUUGGGUCAUAUUAUAGCCAAGGAUUUGGCCGACAUGGCCGAAGUGAAAUUGCCGAAUGCCAAAGAGUUUCUCAGCUUUGAGAACACUUCAACAAAUUUUGAUUUUGGCGCCGAAAUAAUGGCAACAACGUCGAGCGCGACUGCGACAGAGACAUCAACAUCGACAGCAACAGGCGACGGCGGACCGGCAGCCAAAGCAAAUGUUGAAAUCAAAACAAAAAUAUUUGAAGAACAAGAAAUUGGCGCCAAUAUGGGAGCUGAAAUAUUGAAUGUGCCUCCAUCGCUGCAGCCGUCAAAACUUCUGGAUAAAUCCAACUCCGAGUGUGACGAUGAAGAAGAGGAAGAGGAGGAUGACGAAGAAGACGACGACGAUGAUGAUGAUGAUGACGAGGAAGCGACUGGUGAGGAAACUAACGAGGAUGAGGACGACACCAGCUCGGACUGCUCGUCGGUUGGCGGUGGUGGUGCCACCGACUGGAAACUCCGCUGGCUGCAACGCGAAUUCUACACGGGCCGUGUGCCCCGCAAGGUGAUUGCCAGCAUAAUGCCGCACUUUGCCACAGGUCUGACAGCCGACACCGAUGACUCUGUGCUGUGGGACUAUCUGGCCCAUCUGUUGAACGAGCCGAAGCGGCGUAACAAGUUGUCGAAUGUUAAUACCUUUGACGAUGUCAUCGAUCUGGUGCAGAAAUCUCACAGAAUUAUUGUCCUAACUGGCGCUGGGGUCUCUGUCUCCUGUGGCAUACCAGACUUUCGCUCCACCAAUGGCAUCUAUGCCCGGCUGGCCCACGAUUUCCCCGAUUUACCAGAUCCACAGGCCAUGUUUGAUAUCAACUACUUCAAGCGUGACCCGCGGCCCUUCUACAAAUUUGCCCGCGAGAUCUAUCCGGGGGAGUUUAGGCCCUCGCCUUGCCAUCGCUUUAUCAAGAUGCUGGAGACCAAAGGCAAACUGCUGCGUAAUUAUACGCAGAAUAUUGAUACACUGGAGAGGGUGGCGGGCAUUCAGCGGGUCAUUGAAUGCCAUGGCUCCUUCUCGACGGCCUCGUGCACCAAGUGCAAGUUCAAGUGCAAUGCAGACGCCCUGCGGGCCGAUAUCUUUGCACAACGGAUACCCGUCUGCCCGAAGUGCCAGCCCAAUAAGGAGCUGAGUGUGGAUGCCUCGGUGGCUGUCACCGAAGAUGAGCUCCGGCAGCUGGUCGAGAAUGGCAUAAUGAAGCCCGAUAUUGUUUUCUUUGGCGAAGGCUUACCCGAUGAGUACCAUACAGUGAUGGCCACAGACAAGGAUUCUUGCGAUCUAUUGAUUGUGAUUGGCUCCUCGCUGAAAGUGCGACCAGUGGCCCACAUUCCCAGCAGCAUACCGGCAACGGUGCCGCAGAUUCUCAUCAAUCGUGAGCAGUUGCAUCAUCUGAAGUUUGACGUGGAGUUGCUGGGUGACUCGGAUGUUAUUAUCAAUCAGAUUUGUCAUCGGUUAUCCGGUGACGAUGGCUGCUGGAAGCAGAUGUGCUCCGAUGAGGCAAUACUCACCGAAUGCAAGGAUCUGUUACCGCCAGAGCAUCACCAUCACCUCAGCCUCCAUCACCAUCAAUAUCUGCACCAUCGACACUGCAUCUCGGAAAGCGAGCAGCAGUCACAAUUGGACACAGAUACACAGUCCCUCAAGUCGAACAGCUCGACCGAUUACAUUUUGGGUUCGGCUGGUACUUGCUCCGACUCUGGCUUUGAGUCCUCCACAUUCACAUCCACAGGCAACAAGCGCCCGCCCAGUGCCGAAGAUGCCCAGGAUCGGGCUGCCAUUGAGCGCAUCAAGACAGACAUUGCGAGCUGCGAGCGUCUAGCUGAAGCGGCAGCUGAAAUAGUAGCAGUACCUGCCGUUUCACCUGGUACUGCGCCGCCAGUUGAGAGCUAUCGCCACUUGUCGAUCGACUCCUCAAAGGAUAGCGGCAUUGAGCAGUGCGACAACGAAGCCUCCUCCACCAACCCUGCCAGCUGCUAUGUUCGUCCCAGUAAUCUGGUCCAAGAGACCAAGAGAGUUGUGGGUCGAGGUUUAACACCCAUGCCGGCACAGCGAGGCGGCAAGCGACAGACAGCCGCCGAGCGUCUGGUGCCAGGCACCUUCUAUUGUCACACGAACAACUGUUCGUAUGUGUUCCCAGGUGCCCAGGUAUUUUGGGAUAACGAGUACAGUGAUGAUGAUGAUGAGGAUGACGAGGUGAUGCGUAGGGAUGGACAUGCUGUAGAUCUCUUUGGCAAUAUGGGAGGGGCCAACGAUGAUAAUGACGAUGCUGAGGAAGCCUGUGAUCUGAAUUCAGUACCAUUGUCACCUCUACUGCCCCCAUCGCUAGAGGCACACAUUGUCACCGAGAUAACUGGAGGCGUUAGCGUGCUGGAUGACACUGAACAUCCCUUGGACAGCAGUAGCAGUCCCAGCAAGAAGAGAGCAAGCUCCAGCCUUGAGCAACAGCAGCCAGCAGGACCAGCGAUUAAUGGUGAAACGCCGCCAUCGAAGAAGCGACGACCCAGCGAGGAGGAGGAGAGCCCACCUCCUCAUCCAGCUCCGGCUUCAUACACAAGCAUCGUGUAAAGUAAAGUAAUUAUAUAUUUGUAUGCUUGGUAGUAGAAUAUUUAUUUUAAAUUCAAGUUAAAUCAAUUGAUGCUUAAAGAUUCACAGAACCACAGAAUAUGAAUAUAUGUAUGUAUGUCCAGAGAAGCUCGCCUUGAACGUAAAUUAAGGAUUGAAGCGUAUCGAGAACACACGAGAGGCUUUACCCCUCGUCCUUCGCUGUCCGCCCCUUCUAAUAUUUUCUGCACAAGCUCUUACUUUAUUUAUUAUUUUUUUCCUUUCAAAACGGAACGAAAAGCUGUAAAUGUUAGUAUUUUAUUAUUAUAAGUUUGUUAUUGAGGCCUUUUUAGAUAAAGCAAAUAAAGAUGAGAGAUGGAAACAAAACAAAAAAGAAGAUGGAAGAUGGAGAUGAAAACAAUCGCCUCAACUUUAAAGCUAGGCUUAAGGUAUUAGACAUAUUAAACUACUAUAAACAUUUCUAGAUGUAUUUAAGAACUAGACACGAAGAAA
This is a messenger RNA of Drosophila guanche, 3655 nucleotides long. It is a transcript of the gene Sirt1, whose product is annotated as NAD-dependent histone deacetylase sirtuin-1. Lineage: Eukaryota; Metazoa; Arthropoda; Insecta; Diptera; Drosophilidae. The coding region runs from base 560 to 3166 and encodes 868 amino acids. Gene Ontology annotation, molecular function: NAD+ binding. The transcript is spliced from 2 exons. The record is from RefSeq and is a predicted model, not a curated record.